Messenger RNA from Fomitiporia mediterranea MF3/22, 1404 nucleotides. Its product is annotated as histidinol-phosphate aminotransferase. The coding region runs from base 26 to 1276 and encodes 416 amino acids. Lineage: Eukaryota; Fungi; Basidiomycota; Agaricomycetes; Hymenochaetales; Hymenochaetaceae. The transcript has 3 exons. Gene Ontology annotation, molecular function: L-histidinol-phosphate:2-oxoglutarate transaminase activity; pyridoxal phosphate binding. Gene Ontology annotation, biological process: L-histidine biosynthetic process. The record is from RefSeq and is a predicted model, not a curated record.
CCUCUUCAUUUCUUACUGAGUCAAAAUGCCCAUCCUCGGGCUGCAACCAUCAUCUGCAUCGGUCUAUCCUCCUCACUUCGACAUCGAAUCUAUCAUCCGUCCGAACAUCCUUACCCUCCAACCUUACCGUUGUGCGCGCGACGACUACCAAGAAGGAAUUCUCCUCGAUGCAAACGAAAACUCUCUCGGUCACUCCAUUCCUACUGCUCCUUCAAAACUAGACGCUGCAGUCUCGGGCACAGGACCGGAUUUCUCGUCGCUUGACUUGAAUCGUUAUCCAGACCCAGCGCAGCGAGAAAUCAAGUCGCGCAUUGCAAAAUUACGAGGACUUACGACCGCCGAGGGCGUACCAAAGGAUGACCACGUUUUUCUUGGUGUUGGAAGUGACGAGGUCAUUGAUUUGCUUAUGCGCGUUUGCGUUGCGCCUGGGCGGGAGAAAAUCAUGACCACUCCGCCGACGUACGGGAUGUAUGCGGUUUGUGCUCAAGUAAACGAUCUAGAGGUCGUGAAGGUACCUUUGAACGCUGAGAAAGGUGCCUUCCAGCUUAGAAUAGAUGAGAUAAAAAGAGCAGUCGAUGAGGACCCGUCAGUCAAGUUAAUUUUCCUAUGCUCUCCUGGAAACCCUUCAGGAACGCUUAUUUCGCUAGCGGACGUUCAACAACUAUUAGAGUACCCAAAGUUCAAGGGCAUAAUCAUCAUUGAUGAAGCAUAUAUCGACUUUUCUCCUCCGGAAAUGAGUGCUGUUACGCUUGUGGAAAAGUACGCGAACUUGUGUGUCAUGCAGACCUUGAGUAAAAGUUUUGGAUUGGCAGCUAUUCGAUUAGGAGUUGCUAUCGCGCAACCUCCUUUGAUACAGAUCCUCACAAAUACCAAAGCUCCAUACAACAUUUCCACACCCACUGCCACACUCGCACUUUCUGCACUCUCACCCGAAGGACUCUCGCUCGCGCGUUCACGUAUUGCCACACUUACCUCUUCACGCAUCCAACUCCUUAAGUCCCUCCAGGAACUCAGGUCGCUCGGUCUCGCACCCGCAAUAGGCGGGAAUCACGCGAACUUUUUGAUGGUACCCGUGCUGGAUAAGGCUGGAAGUGGUAAGCCUGAUAACGUACGCAGCGAGCGUGUGUAUAAGGAACUUGCGGAGCGUGAGGGUAUUGUUGUUCGGUUCCGUGGGCGUGAGCAUGGAUGUGAGGGGUGCUUGAGGAUUACGGUUGGUACGGAGGAAGAAAACAGAAUGCUUUUGCGGAAGUUAGGAGAGGUUUUGCAGCGCAUAUAGACAUCUUGAAUGGGCAUCGUGCUGGCCGAUGAACGGAUGGAUCUAUUGUUGAAUCAAAGAGGGACGUCCUCUACAUGUUAUACAAACGGUAUUAUAGACCAGAGAUACUGAAUACGUAGAAUAAACUG